AUGACAAUAGAUUCAACAACUGAGUAUGAAAAGUUCUUUGAGAUGUUCUUGCUGUUAAAUAGGCCAUGUAUUUUUACUAACUUUGUAACACAGAACUGGAAUUGCAGGAAAGAGUGGGUUACCUCAUCGGGACAACCUAACUAUAAAUUUCUAAAGCAGGCUUUUGGUCAUAUCACAGUGCCUGUUGCAAACUGUGAUCAAGAAGAAUAUUCAGCUCAACCAAAAGAAGAAAUGAAGUUCACUGAUUAUAUAGAUUAUUUAGUUGAUUAUAAAAAUAAUAGCUACCCAAACCAUGGCAGAUGUUUAUAUCUUAAAGAUUGGCAUUUUAGGGGAGAUUGUCCAGAAAAUAAAGCAUAUGAAACUCCUGUAUAUUUUAAAUCAGAUUGGUUAAAUGAAUACUGGGAUGUUCGUGGAGGUACUGAUCAUGAUGACUAUAGAUUUGUGUAUAUUGGACCAAAAGGUUCAUGGCAAGUAUUGACACCUUUUCAUGCUGAUGUGUUCAGAUCAUACAGUUGGUCAGCCAAUAUAUGUGGUCGCAAGAAAUGGAUCUUCUUUGCUCCAGGUGAAGAAGAAAAAUUAAGAGAUAAAUUUGGUAAUCUAAUCUAUGAUGUGACACAGCCUAUAAAUCAUGAAAAAUAUAAUCUGGCAUCACAAAUUCAGUCUAGAUAUGAAAUAAUACAAGAAGCUGGUGAAGUUAUAUUUGUGCCCAGCGGUUGGCAUCAUCAAGUUAUUAAUCUGGAAGAUACAAUUUCUAUCAACCAUAACUGGUUAAAUGGUUGUUGUAUAGAGAACUGCUGGAAUUUUAUUAAAUCUUCGUUAUUGGAUGUAGAAAAGCAAAUCUCAGAUUGUCUUGAUAUGGAAAAUUGGCAUCAACAUUGUCAGAUGAUUUUAAAAGCCAGCAGUGGUAUUGACUUUACUGAAUUUUAUAUGUUUAUGUCUACAAUAGCUCAUCAUAGAAUA
This is a messenger RNA of Lottia gigantea (owl limpet), 960 nucleotides long. RefSeq lists its product as hypothetical. The annotation marks the transcript as partial. The record is from RefSeq and is a predicted model, not a curated record. Gene Ontology annotation, molecular function: histone H4R3 demethylase activity; sequence-specific DNA binding. The transcript is spliced from 7 exons. Gene Ontology annotation, biological process: protein hydroxylation; negative regulation of gene expression; positive regulation of translational termination. Lineage: Eukaryota; Metazoa; Mollusca; Gastropoda; Lottiidae. Gene Ontology annotation, cellular component: nucleus; cytoplasm.